Pygoscelis adeliae (Adelie penguin) is the source of this 1443-nucleotide messenger RNA. Its product is annotated as opsin-VA-like. Bases 1 to 1443 code for a protein of 480 amino acids. The record is from RefSeq and is a predicted model, not a curated record. Gene Ontology annotation, molecular function: G protein-coupled receptor activity. The transcript has 7 exons. Gene Ontology annotation, cellular component: membrane; photoreceptor outer segment. Gene Ontology annotation, biological process: G protein-coupled receptor signaling pathway; visual perception. NCBI's taxonomy places the organism in Eukaryota, Metazoa, Chordata, Aves, Sphenisciformes, Spheniscidae.
AUGGAUGCAUUCAGAGCACCUGAAAAUGAGUCGCUGUUGUCCAGUUCCUCUGGUCCUGCCAGAUGGGAUCCCUUCCGUCGUCCCUUGGACUCCAUCCAGCCCUGGCACUUCAGGCUUCUGGCAGCAGUAAUGUUGGUGGUGACCUCCCUGUCGCUUGCCGAGAACCUGGCUGUAAUCCUGGUAACUUUUAAGUUCAAGCAAUUGAGACAACCUGUCAAUUAUGUUAUAGUCAAUUUGUCUGUGGCUGAUUUCCUGGUCUCACUGAUUGGUGGCACCAUCAGCUUUUUAACCAAUCUAAAAGGUUAUUUUUAUAUGGGAUACUGGGCUUGUGUACUGGAAGGAUUUGCUGUCACAUUUUUUGGCAUUGUUGCUCUCUGGUCUCUUGCUCUGUUGGCUUUUGAGCGGUACAUUGUGAUCUGUCACCCAUUGGGAAAUAUGCGCUUGAGGGGGAAGCAUGCAGCCCUAGGUAUUGCCUUUGUGUGGACCUUUUCCUUCAUUUGGACCAUUCCACCAACAAUGGGUUGGAGCAGUUACACCACCAGUAAUAUUGGAACUACUUGUGAGCCUAACUGGUACUCAGAAGCUUAUAUCGACCAUACAUACAUUAUUGCAUUUUUCAUCACCUGUUUUAUAGUGCCUUUAUCGGUGAUUUUGGUAUCCUAUGGAAAACUGAUGUGGAAGCUAAGAAAGGUGUCAGAUACACAACGCAGGCUGGGAACUACCAGGAAACCUGAAAGACAAGUGACUAGAAUGGUUGUUGUUAUGAUCAUUGCCUUUCUAAUCUGCUGGAUGCCGUAUGCCGCCUUUUCUAUCCUGGUCACUGCAUACCCUUCCAUUGAGCUGGAUCCUCGUCUGGCAGCAAUUCCAGCUUUCUUUUCCAAAACAGCUACUGUGUAUAAUCCAAUUAUUUAUGUUUUUAUGAACAAACAGUUCAGGAAGUGUCUGAUUCAGAUGUUCAGCUGCAGUGCCAUAGAAACUGCGGAGUCCAACGUGAACCCGACUUCAGAGAGAGCAAUGCUAACUCAGGACAAAAGAGGCAGUGAGAUGUCCACCAUGGCAGUACAUAGCACCGUUUCUAAGAGGAAAACCGGAGAUGAACACAGAAAUUGCCGAUCUUUUGCUCAGUUGGCAGCUUCAGAAAACAAAAUCUGUCCCAUUUACAGUUUGAAAAACUAUAUUGCCCUGAAAAGGAAUGACAGGCUACCUGAGCUAUCUGUGGUCAAACCUAGUCCCAGAGCAGUACCUUGCCGAGUUGGAAGCCAAGAACCAUUCCUGCAGCAGAUGGGGAUGUUGGUGGAUCAGGGAAAGGACAGCAGUGAGUGCAAAGGACCCCAUCAUGCUCUUUGUUUUGCAUCUUAUAAAAGCAUGAGACAGCUCUUCGGACCUUUUCUACAACACGUGUUCUUUGCAGAAGAGGAGAAGUUAGGAAGCAAUGGUGGUUGA